Paralichthys olivaceus (Japanese flounder) is the source of this 1695-nucleotide messenger RNA. RefSeq names its product CD9 molecule a (gene cd9a). Lineage: Eukaryota; Metazoa; Chordata; Actinopteri; Pleuronectiformes; Paralichthyidae. The record is from RefSeq and is a predicted model, not a curated record. Gene Ontology annotation, cellular component: plasma membrane.
GGGCGGACCACGACAGGCGCGCACAGACGACGCGCGUAAGAGCCGUCGGCGCGUCGGCAAAUAACCUCAUUGUGCAUUCACACAGUUAUUCUGCUUCUCUUCUCCUCCACCGUCAGAGAUAGUGUGAAGCCACAGCUCGUGUUCCGCCAUGGCCGCGCUGUCGGGAGGAGAGAUGUGCGUCAAGUACCUGAUGUUCGCCUUCAACCUGGUGUUCUGGCUUGCAGGUACUGCUGUAUUUGCCAUAGGCCUUUGGCUGAGAUUUGACCCAAAGACCAAAGGCCUUUUUGAGGGAACAGACUCUCCAUAUGUGUUUUACACAGGUGUAUACAUCCUGAUUGGAGCUGGAGCACUAAUGAUGCUGGUGGGUUUUCUGGGAUGUUGCGGGGCCAUCCGGGAGUCCCCUGCUAUGCUGGGACUGUUCUUUGGCUUCCUGCUCAUCAUAUUUGCCAUCGAGGUGGCAGCUGGAAUCUGGGGAUUUUCCAAUCAAAGCAAGGUGGUGAACGACAUCACAACGUUUUACAUGCAGACCUACAACAACUAUAAGACAACGGGAGAUGAGCGCCUCAGAGAGACACUGCGAUUGAUUCAAACAGGGCUGAACUGCUGCGGUCCAACUGGUACACCAGCAGACGCUGCCAAAGAAACCUGUCCCAGAGGGGAGCCACUUGAGGAGCUCAUUACUAAGAGCUGUCCUGACGUCAUCGAUGAUGUUUUCGAUUCCAAACUACACAUCAUAGGAGGAGUGGGCGUCACCAUUGGGGUUAUUAUGAUGUUUGGAAUGAUCUUUAGCAUGCUCCUGUGCUGCGCCAUCAGGAAAUCUCGGGAGGUGGUGUGACACCCGCCCCGCACACCACAUUGUUGUUAAUAUUGCAUGAUGUCAUUCCUUGAGUCCCAGACUCUCCACUUCCAAUAGAAACACUGCUUGUUCAAGGGGCAUAACAUAAGUAGAGACUGGGUGCUGAUAUUUCUGUUGUUUAUGAGAUUAUUCUUCAGCUAUACUCUCGACACUUUCCUGGACUAGAUAAAUGCAAUGUGGUUUUUAGACCCAACUAUAGAUCGAGUGUCGUAUGUGCUUAAGUAGUAAAGAAAUAAGCAAUCUGUGGUGAUUUGAUUGAAAUUAGUGCUUUGUGAACUGCUAAAUAUCUAAACAAAGGAUAAUAUUAUUUACUGAUCACAUUUCUACUGCUACCACUCGUGAUCACUCACUGGCAAGAAGAGUAAUAUUGGUCCAGGGUCACAGAAAAAGGCAACCAGCAACACUUCAGCACCAAACAGCAGCAGCCAAUGAAAUCCUAUGAUGCUAUUCUUACAACACUGACGUCAAACCACGGUGAUGAGUAGCCAGUUCAAUGCUGAGCAGUGAACUGCUGUGGCUGUUUAGGUAUUUGUGUAGCAUCUCAGUUUCUUUGUCGUUAGGAUAUUUCAUUUAUUCCUUUCCUUACUUCCCCCAUUAUUUCAUUCGCACUUGUUUAAAAUGCCUUCAAUAUUUUUGGUCACAUUUUGUAAAUGUUGCUUUUUUUUCAAAUCAGCAAAACAUUUUUAAUCUUAGAUGUUUAAAUGGUAUGUGUGGUUUGAUUGUGUAUUUUAUAAGGUCCAUUUCAUUUUACAGAGACUUGCUUGAUUUAUACCAUAUGCACUAUGUUUCACAGAGACAAAAAUUAUUGAGAACCAAAUAAACAAAAUGUACUAAUUCAA